Molecule: messenger RNA, 2734 nt
Organism: Columba livia (rock pigeon)
Lineage: Eukaryota; Metazoa; Chordata; Aves; Columbiformes; Columbidae
Gene: ADPRS
Product: ADP-ribosylserine hydrolase
Exons: 7
Coding region: 283-1236 (317 amino acids)
Cellular component (GO): mitochondrion; nucleus
Source: RefSeq, a predicted model, not a curated record
CCCCCUGGCGGCCCGGCGGAGUGCGGCGGCUCGGGGACAAGAUGGCGGCGGCCGCGGGUUCGGGUGCGGGCUCCGGUGCGGGGCGGGCAGCGGCGCGGGCUCGGCCGGGCCCCGCCCGUUUCAGGGGCUGUCUGGCCGGAGCGUUGUUGGGUGACUGUCUGGGCGCCGUGUUCGAAGGCAGGAGCGUCGUGAAGCUGCCCGAUCUGCUGAGCUUCCUCCGGGGCCUGGAACCGGCGGCCGGGCCGGCUGAGGAGGGAGAAGCGGCCGGCAGCGCCCGCAGAGAUGAGCGUGGCCAGUGAUGAGCUCGAAGUGCCGGGGAACUUCUGGUCGUGUUGUAGCUCCAGACAUACAGAAACGCUGUCGUACACGGACGACACGGCCAUGAGCAGGUCGGUGGUGCAGUCCCUGCUGGCCAAGCGGGAGUUCGAUGAAGUUGAUAUGGCCAAGAGGUUUGCUGAGGAAUACAAGAAGGAGCCCAACAGGGGCUACGGGAUGGCUGUCGUCAACGUCUUCAAGAAGCUCCUGAGCCCCAAGUGCAACGAUGUGUUUGAACCAGCAAGGGCCCAGUUUAACGGGAAAGGCUCCUACGGUAACGGCGGUGCCAUGAGGGUGGCAGGCGUCUCACUGGCCUAUUCUGACGUGCAGGAUGUUAAGAAGUUUGCAAAGCUGAGCGCUGAGUUAACCCACGCCAACUCCCUGGGCUACAACGGGGCCGUCCUGCAGGCGCUGGCCGUGCACCUGGCCCUGCAGGGAGGGCUCAGCAAGGAAACCUUCCUGGAGCAGCUCAUCGGCCACAUGGAAGAUGUAGAGGCAGAUGAUAAGUCUCUUACUGAUGCCCGAGCGCUGGGAUUUGAGGAUUUACCAUUUUCAAGGCGUCUGAAGAAAAUAAAGGAAUUUCUGGAGCUCAGCAGUGUUCCCAAAGCAGAUGUAUUGUUUGAACUGGGCAAUGGCAUUGCUGCUCUGCGCUCUGUCCCUACUGCCAUCUACUCCUUCCUGCGCUGUAUGGACGCUGACCCAGACAUUCCUGAGCACUACAACAACCUGCAGAGGACCAUCAUCUACUGCAUCUCUCUGGGUGGAGACACAGACACCAUCGCUACCAUGGCGGGAGCCAUCGCAGGGGCUUAUUAUGGGGAGGAACAGGUACCCGAAAGUUGGGAGCAGAGCUGCGAAGCAUUUCAAGAGACGCAGAAGCUGGCGAAUAGCUUGUAUGAACUCUACUGCCAGCGGCUCUGAGCUCCGAGGGAGCGUUUGCUGAAGGCGAGGCGGGCGGUCACCUCUGACGGGAAAUGCUGGUGGAUCCGCGCCCUCGGCGCUGCGGGUUGAGGCUGGGAGCACGAGGCGGUUUGGAGGACAGGGAACAUCCCUUUGGUUCGGGUUCAGCAAGAAGUGACUCCAUGUGAGACUGUGGACAGUGGGUGCGUCUCCUCUGAAGUGUGCAGGAGUGUCAAGUUUUUCAUAAGAUGCUGCUUCUUGCUUUGUCCACUGUUGUGCCAUUUGGUCGUUGCAGUUGCUCGGUGCAUGUCUGAAUCCACUGACUUUUUUGCUGUUUUCCUCCACUCCCGUGUGCCCUGGCCUUUGUUUUGGUUGUCAGCGACCUGUCCUGCGGUGGUUUGAGAGGCUCCGCACCCAUGUGAGGACACCAGGUCACCCUCUGCUGACGGGAGCCACUGGAGAGGCCCCUGGCACCAUCCUGAUCUGCUGCAUUUUGUGUUCCCUUAUGUACCUGUGUUCACAGUGCUGCAGCUACUCCUUUGGUCCUAAUCUGAGCAUCCUGCGAGUUUAAUCCUGUCCUGUGUACAUCCAGAGCACCGAGUGAGAUUGUUGUUUGAAUCUGUGGGUGGAUGUAGUGGUGAAACUGGGUGUUACACAAGGAUUGAAUUCUCAGUUCUGCGGCACUCAGUGACAAAAAUCACUGCAGCGGGAUCAGGAGUUCCUUCUCAUGGUUUUAAAACUCUGUACUUGGUAAGAAUGAUCUGAAAAUAAAGGGAAAGGUGGGUUAAUUGGGGAAGAAUUUAUCAGGGUUUAAAAGAAUUGGUGCAUUUGAAGCUGGUACUGGUGGACAGGAAUAUUCCAGCAAAGUCGUGUUGUUCCAGAAGCUCAAGUUCAAAACCUUUGCCCAAUGGAGCUGGUCAAAAAGGGAGCAGCGGCUUGGGUAUGGCGCGUCUGAAAAGGGUUAAAAGCUUUGUAAUAAUUGAAAACAGAAAGAGGCAAGCUGUCAUCAUGUGGAAUUGUUUAUACAUUUGAAUGUGACAAUGUAGUUGUCUAUAAUCUCUCAGAUUUCCUGGGACACUGGGACGUGACCGUUCUGCUCAGAGCUCACUCCCUGUUGGAAAGUCUGCCUGCGAUGGCUUGGUCCAGGUUUUCCUGGAGUGCCAGGCUUCUGUGUGAUGCUUUAAUGGGUUUUCCUUGUACAAAUGGAUUCUUGUCCUGAGAACAUGUGGAAUUUUGGUCUAUCUUAUAUUUAUCUAUUGUACUGCGGAUCCAAGAUGUAAAAUGUCAGGUUUUUCACAUUAUUCUGCCAAAGGUGUGAACAAAUUGACUGAAUUAUUUAAAAGAUAUUUUCCUUUUAAAGCAGCUUCAUAAUUUUAAAAAGUUUGGAAAUCAUGAAGAGCAGAAGAGCUCCUAUUUAAAAAAAAAAUAGCUCAUUUUCGGCCAGAAUUUAAAUGUGUACUGAAACGUUUAGCUCUGAUGUCCUUGGAAAGAAAUAAAAUCACUUAGUUAUCUUUGCUAA